UGUGAAAUCGGACCACCCAGCUUCAUCUUCUCCUGUGUGGCUUCUUGGGAGGUUUUGUGCGUCUCUCACAGCAUCUGACCCACCCGAAACGACAAGUGAUACACGUUCAUUCCCUUGUCUGCAUCUUUAGCCUGGACGAGCGAGGUGCACAACAGCAGCAGUGUCUCUCCGUCUGAUAAUCCAUCCUCUCUGCACGCUGCACCGGCCAUGAUGCGGCAGCGCCGCCGCUCGAAGCUUGAGGAGGGUCGCCUCGCGGGUGCGUCUGUAUGGUCUGUGCGGCGAUAUGUCCUGCUCACCGCGGUGGCCGUGAUCUCCCUCGCCCUCCCAGCGGCGCUGACGUUCCGCCCGUCAGCAACCAGGCGGGGCGGAGGGAAGAGAAAGGCCAAUGUUGACCACGAUGCUUGGCUGGGCAUAGCACCGGGGAUAGCGGCGAAGCCGGCAUCGGCGGACGACAUCCAUGUGGUGUUCUCGACGGACUGCUCGCCCUACCAGAACUACCAGGCCAUCAUGCUGUUCCACAGCGCAGAGAUGGUUGGGCAGAAGGGGCGCGUGACUCGUGUGGCCAGCGGCUGCACGAGAGACGAGAGGUUGGAGCUGGAGGUCUACAUGAUGAGACAGCCGGAGCGAUUCCACGUGCACUUUACCCCGGACUACAGCUUCGACCCAGAGACGGGGGAGCGGUUCAUGUUCUACAACAAGCCGAACGGCAUGGCCCACUAUCUGAAGAGCGCGGAUUACCCGGUGCAUGAGGCGGUAGUCGCCCUCGUCGACCCCGACAUGAUUUUCAUGUCGCCGCUCACGCCGUUUGUUGGCGACGCCGACAAGAUGUUGUGGCAUGAUGGGGACGCGGGGGAGGGGCCGGACUGGGUGGAAGAGGGAAGCCCCGUGGGUCAGUUCUACGGGUUGGGGGGGGUAUGGACGACGUGGGACGACCUGCGGGAGAUAACAGAGAACUUGGGAGAAGAUACGCCCGCGAGAGCGGUCUCAACUGAAGAAGCCCUAGCAGGAUACCCGGUGGGACCACCGUACAUGAUGCACCCCCGAGACUGGGCUAGAGUUCUCGACUUGUGGGUGGCGCUAUCCCCCAAGGUGCACAAGGGGCACCCGGGUAUCCUCGCAGAGAUGUACGGCUUCUGCAUCGCCGCGGCGCACAUUGGGUUGCGACAUCGCGUGGCGUACGGGCUGAUGGUGUCGGACGCAGGAAUGCCGGGCAAGGAGGGGUGGCCGUUGGUAGACCAGUUGGGAACGAGCGCGUGCGACCCCGACUCCGUGGACCACUGGCGGGGGAGCCUUCCCCCCAUCGUGCACUAUUGCCAGAUGUACCGGGUGGGCACCUUUAUGUGGGGCAAGCGACACCACACCCACCAAACCUUCUUCGGCUGCCACUCGGACUCCCUCGAGCUCCCCCCGCCGGACUACCUCGCGGGGCCCAUGGCCGAGGUCCGCGUGCACCCGCACCGCGCGAGGGCGCAGUCGGGGAACCAGGCGGAGCCGGAGCGCGUGCCGGCGGCGAUGGGCAUGAGGCAAGGGUAUGCCAUGUGCGCGGUGCUGCGAGCCAUGAACGAGGCCCUGGUGAAGUUCAAGUACCGCUACUGCGAGCCUGGCGACGUGAGCGGGGGGGUGCGAAGGUUCACGGACCUGGCGAGGGAGCAGCUGGAUGCCGACGCCUACUCGUGAUACGGCAGAAGAAGGGAAGAUGCCGGUGGCGGCGGUGACGUGAUGGUGGUUCCUCUUGCCUUUUUUUUUGUUGUUGGACGCUUGCUCGCCCGGCAAGAGAGCAACUACCGUCCUGUCGAAGGGAGAGAGGUCUCGGGAUUGGUCAUAUUCACUUACUCUUACGAGGGGGUAUUGCCAUUGAUGUAUGUGCCUAAUGGUAGGUACCCUGGAUGAUAAGAUUUAGUUGGCUUGGUUGUGUAUUUGCUAAAGUUGGGAGAUAUGUAUCUCUUAUGCAACAGGUUUUGCGGGUCUGCCUGCUGCUGCUAUGGACUAUACAUGUUUAGCGGAUGGGAGGGGGGAUGAUCGGGUGCGGUGCGUGCUGUGUCAAAUGUGUUUCUCGGUCGGUUGGGUGGGCAGGUGAGGGCGGGGGGGGGGGCAGCGUUAUGGUGUUUGGCGGGGAAACAGGACCUUUUCGACGUCUAAGCUUAGCGGUACAUGUGUCCCCCUGCCCUUGUUUACAUGGCGUUUUCUGCCAGGGAUGUUGUGACGAAAUAUAUGAUUUUCUCAGCGGGGUGGAUCCGUCGAUGUUGAUGUGCUGUAGUUUCUCUGUGCAGUGUACUAUGUAGCGUCGCGGACACUAUGUAUGCCCGACGCUCUUCUCUUGCGAGUAGUUGCCGCGGUGUCAUUAGAGAAGUUCGUCUUUUGUUUAUCCCGCCUUGGCCCUCUGGGAGAGGUCGCGAUGCCGUGGCUGAUGCCCGGUCCGCUCCACUUUUUGUCGGACCGUGAUGUAGGCUAGGUUUUGUCAUGUAGUCGAUUAGAGAUAAUAAAACGCGCCUCGCCCCAAGGUUUGAACACGGUACCGGAUGAUCUUGGUACGCGUAUGUAUCGCGGGUAGAUAUUGUCUCUUGUCUGUCUUGAUGGUCACGAGAAAUUAGUUCUUGGCGAUGUCCUCUAUCCUCCACGAUCGGGUACGAAUGUGCCCACCAAGAUGACCGGCGGUACAAGCACGCAAGCCUUGGCUCGUAACAGUUCGCCGAUUGGACGAAUAGGCGGCGAGAGAGAGACCUGGGUGGCAGUGUGUCC
Messenger RNA from Ectocarpus sp. CCAP 1310/34, 2739 nucleotides. The record is from the annotation of a GenBank genome assembly. NCBI's taxonomy places the organism in Eukaryota, Phaeophyceae, Ectocarpales, Ectocarpaceae.